AUCAAUUACUUAUAAAUGUUGAUAUAUGCGCUGCUACCUAUUAUCCAAAUGGUUCGGUGAUUGAUAUUAUUUCCAAGGUUCUACCCAAAGUUCAAAAUCGAGAAAGAACAAGAGAUGACUUGCGACGUGGGCUUUCCAAAUUUGAUUGUGACGUUCUAACAAAAUUUUUCAGAGAUGUUAAUAUAACAACUACCUAUCGAGGCAGUAAUGGCGUGAAGCAAAAACAUAAAGUUAUAUCUGUUACAUACAAAUCUGCUGAUGAAAUUACUCAAGGCAGAAAUAGAACUACUAUCACUCAACAAUGUAAGAGGGAUGGCAUUAACUUACAGUUCCCAAUGCUUCCAUGUGUUUAUACCAAAAAACCAAGAGUUGGCGAAAUAUAUUUACCCUUGGAAAUUUGUGUUGUAAUUUCUG
Messenger RNA from Racocetra persica, 414 nucleotides. Lineage: Eukaryota; Fungi; Glomeromycota; Glomeromycetes; Diversisporales; Gigasporaceae. The record is from the annotation of a GenBank genome assembly.